Molecule: messenger RNA, 390 nt
Organism: Trichosporon asahii var. asahii CBS 2479
Lineage: Eukaryota; Fungi; Basidiomycota; Tremellomycetes; Trichosporonales; Trichosporonaceae
Exons: 3
Coding region: 1-390 (129 amino acids)
Biological process (GO): L-methionine metabolic process
Molecular function (GO): acireductone dioxygenase [iron(II)-requiring] activity
Source: RefSeq, a predicted model, not a curated record
AUGAAGGCCUACUUUUACAACGAUAUCCCUGGCGAUCAGCGCCUCGCCCACGACUCUGGGGAGGCUGUCACGGCCGACACGCUUGCGUCUCUCGGCGUUGUUUACAAGCGCAUUCCCAUCGACGAGGACGGCAAGUGGAAGGGUGAGAUUGACACGUUUGCAAAGGAGCGCGGCUACAAGAACUGCCGUGGAAUGCAACUGACCGGAAGGCACCUGCAUGAGGACGAGGAGAUCCGCUACAUUCUCGGUGGCUCUGGGUUUUUCGACGUUCGCGGUGAGUCGCCUGGGACGACCAAGCUAACAGUCGCAGGCGGAGUCGACGCCCUUGACAAGCGGUGGAUUCGUAUCGGCCUCGUCCCGGGAGACCUCAUCGUCCUCCCCCCGGGGUAA